CUCUCAGUCAACUCAGCCCGAUCGAGUCCCACCAGCGGCAAGAUGGCGGCGGCGCGACGCAACAUUCACGUCUUCUCAAGGGGAGAAGAAAUCGGCGGUGAGUAUCUGCUGCCCUGCUCGCUAGCACAGAGCGCAAGUGGAUGAGGGCUGAGGGAGAUGCCCCUGUGUCAUAGGCCUCUGGCAGCACGGAGACAUGUCCAAGAGGCGCUUUCGCCAAUGGCUCGGGCACUGCUGGCACUUCGAACUGGACGAAAAGCCCGUCGCGUGGAGCCUCGUCGAGCGACGUGAGCCUGGCAGCGUCCAGGAGCGACGCGUCGUGGUGGGCCCGGUUGGAGACGAAGCGGCCGACGAAGAAAUGCCCACGGGCACCUUUGACGUCCUCAGCGAUGGGGCCUGGCAGCCAGUCGACCAUGUCGCAACGCCCCAUCGGUAUCAUCGUCGCACGCUCAGCACGAGUUCGUCGGCGUCGUCAAGCACAACGAGUUCCACGUUCGCCAGCCGCGUUCGUGCGAGGGACCAGAGGUGUCUGAUCACCGGAGAGACGCCUUUCAGCCCGACGGGUUGGGCGUCGUUGCAGGCCGCCCACAUCUUUCCGAGAGCGCACCUCGAACGCUGGCGAGCGUGUGGCUUUGGUGACCUUGUUGAGGACACGGAUCGCCACAUCAUCGGCGAGGCCAAGAUCGAUUCGAUCCAGAAUGGCUUCCUCCUCCGCUCCGACGUGCACGACCAUUUUGAUGCUCACCACUUUGCCAUCGACGUAGACGGCGGCUACACCAUCUACGACUUCAGCCCCGCUGGUCGCAUGCACGGCGCGCCCCUCGAUCUCGACCACGUCGAACCGGGAUCGAGUGAGAGGCCCCUCGACGCCCUCUUCCACGAUCACUUCUGGCAGGCCGUCUUGGCCAAUGUCAGGGGGGCCUCCGAAGUCGAUCCCGACGACAAGCCAGAGGACGACUGGACGAAUCCAGACAUGCUACGCCUCGACAAUGAUGCACUGCACAAGACCGACAAGGGCCGCCUCAGGCUCGAGCUGGAGCUGGGCAGUCGUCUCAAUCACCUUGUUUCCUAGUUCAAACAGCAUUCCAUUUGUACGCAUAGUUUUAUUUUUUACAUAGAGACAUCAUCCCACGGCCUAAUGAUAUCCAUAGAGACACCGCGCCGGACUUGCGA
Acaromyces ingoldii is the source of this 1170-nucleotide messenger RNA. RefSeq lists its product as hypothetical. The transcript has 2 exons. NCBI's taxonomy places the organism in Eukaryota, Fungi, Basidiomycota, Exobasidiomycetes, Exobasidiales, Cryptobasidiaceae. Bases 194 to 1069 code for a protein of 291 amino acids. The record is from RefSeq and is a predicted model, not a curated record.